AUGGAGUUUGACGAUUUUCUCGAAUUCCCUGGUAGAGUGGCAGUCGCUGUACAAGAUGCACGUGAGGACCUACUUCAAAAGUUCACAAAGAGCUCUGCCAAGUUCCGUAAAGAAUCCAACAACAAGCAGCAAUAUUCGCCACCCCUGACUCCAGUACUCAAGCGGAAGUUCAGAGAUACAUCUUUAAACUUCCACUUGAGUCGGGACGAGAAUACUGAGCAUGCGAGAGUGGAAGCAUGGGGCAGAUACCUGAAGGAAGAAAUCGACAAGACUGUCGAAAAGCUCAUCGCUUACAUUACUACUAUAAAGCAGAUCGCCAUUAAUUACCCCUUUCGUGUUGAGAAUGGCAUGACCGGGACGCCUGCGAGUUCCUCCGCAGCAGACACUAAUGCUGCACGAACAUUGAUUAAUAUGAGACACUCGGUUAUUAAUCCUGUAGAUGUUGUAGGUGGGGACCUAUCUAAUGAUGAGGGAGAUGGCCUGGAUGCGCCCGGUGAUGAGAUGGACGUGGAUCAGCUACCUGUGUCUAUACUUACAGAUGGCAAUCGAGACAUGAGCGUCUCAUCCCAAGUGAACUUGGUUCCAAAGGAAGCCGAUAGAGGCAGCCAGGGUCACGACACAAACCCUUCAAUUCCUUCUACACCCAGAGCGACUUCCAUCAUCCCUUCGAUCCCUGGCACGAACAUCGACAAGAAUAACCUUGUCCCCCUUUCGUCUCCUGCCAGCAACAACAGCGAUUUGUCCAUGCCUCCAACUCCCAGAGCGUUUUUCUCGAUCUCGCCUCCCCCUGACACGAACAUCGACAACAACAACUCUACCCCUCCUUCACCUGCCACCAAUACUAUUCCUAGAGUGACUCGCUCGAACUCGCCUCCCGCUCAGGUGGAUGACCAUCAGCUAAAUGCACUCAUGACCCGUGCCGGCACAAAAGCCACCAAGAUCUGCAAAAAAGCAAAAGGGAAAGGCUAG
Messenger RNA from Fusarium musae, 969 nucleotides. RefSeq lists its product as uncharacterized. Lineage: Eukaryota; Fungi; Ascomycota; Sordariomycetes; Hypocreales; Nectriaceae. The coding region runs from base 1 to 969 and encodes 322 amino acids. The record is from RefSeq and is a predicted model, not a curated record. The transcript is spliced from 2 exons.